CUUCCGCUUACGUGAAAAGGGAGAUCAAGAAGGAACCAGGAAGUCCCGUCUGCAGGCUCCUGACACUUGUCGCUCGGCUUCCUUGGGCAUCAGCAGGGAGAAGAAGGGGAGAAACGCGGGCUGGGAGGCGGGACCGCCAUCCUUUCCCGGUUUCUUCCGCCGCGGACCAUGGCCGACUCGACCCGGGGUCCUUUUGCCCGGGCCCUUUUGCAGCAGUGCCUGCACGCGAGGCUGCAGAUACAGCGAGGACUUAUAAUCUAUGUAUGUUUCUUCAAAGGGGCUAGUGAAGAAAUUAUUCCCAAAAUGGUCAAUACGCUCGUGAAUGUGAAGUUGAGUGAAACGGAAAGCGGCGAAUACGUUUCUGUUCUGGAUUUGCCAGGCAGCAUAUUAGUAAUACCCCAGGCCACACUGGGUGGCAAACUGAAGGGGAGAAGAAUGCAGUAUCAUUCCAACAUUGAAAAGGAAAUCGGGAUGGAGCUGUAUUCCCAGUUUGUGACUCAGUGCGAACGAGAACUGACUGCAAAUACCAAAUGUGCAGAGGCUGGGGUUGCUCUCAAGCACGGCACAUAUGGAAACCGGCAGGUGUUGAAAGUGGAUACAAAUGGACCUUUCAGUCAUAUGAUUGAGUUUUGAGGAGGGAAAAAGUGAUUUAUUUUUUAAGGAAAUGCAUACUGCCUAAGGAAUGUUGCACGGUUGCGUUAAGGAAUAUAGUUAAAUAGAUUCUAAGCAUUUGAGAGUGAGGAAAAGAUUUCAGUAAGCCCAGCUAAUAAAUAUAUUUCUUUUGAGUUAAAUUGCCUCAAAAUGUCUUCCUCCUUCGUGUAUGGGACUAUCAGUGGUUCUCGUUUUUUGACAAAAAGAGGUCCAGCUGCAGAAUUGUCUUUGAAUCUAUUCUGUUGGUAAUGCCACCACUCUCUGUGGGUUGAGGGGUGAUGGAACAGGAGAUGGCCUUCACUUCGGAGAUUCCCAGGUUGCGGCAUCAGGUCCAUCUUGCACCAUCACCAGGUGCUUUUUGACACUGAGUCAAGACAAGCUUCAUUAUCCUGGCCUUUGGCUGAGCAGACAUCCCCCCCCUUCUCCUACAUACUGCUAUUCUGCAGUGCUGCUUUGCUAGGCCAAGGUAGAUUGAGUUCAUACCUUUUCUUUUAUUGUUAAUUUUUUUGUAACCUGCCCUGGGGCAGUGAUGGAUGGGCUAUAAGUACAAAUAAAUCAAUC
Podarcis muralis (Common wall lizard) is the source of this 1212-nucleotide messenger RNA. The record is from RefSeq and is a predicted model, not a curated record. NCBI's taxonomy places the organism in Eukaryota, Metazoa, Chordata, Lepidosauria, Squamata, Lacertidae.